CCGAUUUUAUACAGCUAACUACAAUAUAAUUACCGUUGCUUUAAAAAAGCAAACUAAGCUGCGUAUCUUCUGUCAUGUUGCCUGAGUGCACCACGAUGCUUCAAUGACAAACACUAGCCCAGACCCGAUUAAUAGAUAUAGUAGAACGAGGAUAAACUACUCGUCUAGCAAUUUUGUCCUUGAAAUGAAUCAGCAAGGACAGUCUUUGAGUUUAAACAUUGUAAAUAUCACAUUGUUUAAUUAUGGGUAGUGUAGAUAGUAGGAAAAACCUUAAUCUACACUGGAUUGGAUUUCCCACUUCGAUCAACGACAUCAGUGAUUGAUUAGUAUGUCUGAGCCAUUGACUUCACAUGUGGUCUACGCCCCUCCCCUCAGCUGGUCAUAAAGUUGACUUUAGCGUCCCUUCCUCAUGACAUGUUGAGCUGGUUGAGCAAGGCUUAUUAAACUCAUUUAAAGACUGGUCUGAAUAAUUUCAGACAAUGUUUCAUAGUCGUUACAGACAUCCUGGAUACGUUUUACCAGCGUUACAUCAUUAGAAGAGAGAGACGGAGCUACACCACCACCAGCGUCAAUGGAAAUCUCUGCACAAGACCAGCAAGUUCCACCCUCCUCUCCCGUGUCCACGCCUGCUCCUGAUGAUUUAUUGACAGAACCUCAGACCAGAGCAGACCUCUUACAAUAUUACUGUCACCUGACCCUGGACCCCAACACAUUGUACAGAGAGAUGGUUCUGUCUGAGGGGGACAGAAAGGCAGUGCUCACAGAUUUGGUCCAGGAGUAUCCUGAACACCCGGACAGAUUCUCUCACCUCUAUCAGGUGCUGUGUAGGGAGGGUCUGUCUGGGCGGUGUUACUGGGAGGUGGAGUUUCAGGGGUCUGUUGAAAUAGCAGUGGCCUACAGAGACCUAGGCAGAUCGGACUAUUAUUCAGAAUGUGCGUUUGGCUGCAACGACAAAUCCUGGAGUUUAGACAUAAACGGGAAUGAUACAUGUUUCAGACACAAUGAUGAGGAGAAAGCAGUGCCAGAGCCUCAGUCCUCCAGAGUUGGCGUGUUCCUCGAUCACAAGGCUGGGAAUCUGACCUUCUAUUGUGUCUGUGAGUCAACGCUGCAGCUGCUGCACAGAGAAGAAACCACGUUCACAAAGCCGCUCUACCCCGGACUGUGGCUCAUAGACACCGCCCAGCUGUGUGAUCGGGAAUAGAAGUACAACCGAAAAGGGUCUCGUGGUGGACUGAGGAGGGACAUUGUGCCCUCAUGUUUGAAAAAGUGCUCUCUUGUAUGCUGGAUGAUAACGUGUCCUCUACGGUGGCCCAGUGUAGAAUAAAUUGUAUUCAAUUGGACCAAAGUGUCAGUGGCCUGCAGUCCUAAAAUGUCUCUCAGAGACUCGAGUGUUCUUAUCAGGGUAUGUUUACAUGAAUAAACACAUCACUUGGAUAUAUGAACAACACUUUUUGGCAAAUUCCACCUCCAGAACCAAAAAGAUUGAUGUACAUAGCACCUUAUUUGUUUUUUUAACCACAACUGAGUGAGAACAUGUGGGACCAUGUUCAGUUUUUUAAAUAUCUUUUUAUAUAAUGAAAAAAAACCAUGAACAUAUAAAUGGUACACACACAACAAUUACAAAUAAUGUAUAUGGAGUUUAUUACAACAUAAUUCGAUUCAGAUUUCCUGUAAAAGUAUCUGAAGAAAUACAUCCCUUCAUUUGUAUUUUUGGCACUUAUUUUCAAAGUAGCAGAGUGGUGAAUUAACAGACAUUGUUUUUGAAUGAGACAAUGGCACUCAGUGUUAAAUGUCUUGGAACAAUAAACUAAAAACUCCCUGCAAGUACAUUUCUCUGCAAAGACCAUCUUUACUCUGUCAUGUAAGUGUAAACGAUUACAGUUGAAGAUUUUUUUGUAGCGGAGCUGGCAACAGUUAUUAAUGUAACAAAUCACACAAUCUAGUAUCACUGUGCAGACGACUGUCAAGUCUUUACAUUGUUGAAUUUUAUUUCCUGCAGAAUAAAAGUGGUCUGAGCCUCGUAGCUCUUGAGCACCAAUCACACUGAAGCUUUCUGGAGAUGUCACAAUGGUGAUAGAUGUGGUGGUUGGGCCACGUGACUCUGGAACAAAGUGAUUCUGUCCAGCAGUGUGAGCGGGAUAUCUCUGAUGACUAAAGUCAGGUCCUCAUGCUGUAAUGGAUAGAUGACCACGCUCAGGGCCGAACGCUCCACUGAAAAUCUAAGAAAAGACACAAGAAAAGUUCAAUUUGAGAUCCUGUUUUGACAUUUAAAAGGGAUAUAGUUGUUUUGUUUUUUUCAACCCGAGGUUGGAGGAGGUACUUAGAGCCAUAUCUACAGUAGAUGAAGGUCAGCAUGCCCCCAGUUUGGAGAAACCAACCAGCACUGUUGCAGAUGGUGUCUGCUGAAUAACAUAUUUUAACCCACCUCAAUCCGAUAUCACAUUACCGGAAUGCUAUAUUUAGAAUAUUUUCAGCACUUUAACUUGCUGUGUAAUAGAACAAUAUUAUACUCACUUACUUACUUACUUAAAUAAAAUCAUUGUGUGAUUCUUAUUUGCUAAUGUUUAUCUAUAUAUACUUAUCACACUUCUUAGCUAAGCUUGGGAAAAUUCCUUAUUAAGAAUAUGUGUUGCAAUGUUGUUAGUUACACUAUGUGCAUGACCUUCAACUCAGGUGAACUGAGAACUGAUAUGGCCUCCCUACCUCCCUAACUUCCAGAAUGCUCCUUUCAUUAUCACCAAGCGUCACCCCUCCCUUUGUCCUCUCUCUGUGUUAAAUAUGCAACCCAGACUCUAUCCUUCGUCUUUCACUCUGCAGACUGUAUGCUCUCUGUAUGACUGACUGAACUUUCUUACAAGAAAUAAAAUACAACAAAGACA
This is a messenger RNA of Gymnodraco acuticeps, 2879 nucleotides long. Its product is annotated as stonustoxin subunit alpha-like. NCBI's taxonomy places the organism in Eukaryota, Metazoa, Chordata, Actinopteri, Perciformes, Bathydraconidae. The record is from RefSeq and is a predicted model, not a curated record. The transcript is spliced from 4 exons. Gene Ontology annotation, molecular function: protein binding. Bases 572 to 1201 code for a protein of 209 amino acids.